This is a messenger RNA of Parnassius apollo (apollo), 333 nucleotides long. NCBI's taxonomy places the organism in Eukaryota, Metazoa, Arthropoda, Insecta, Lepidoptera, Papilionidae. The record is from the annotation of a GenBank genome assembly.
AUGUCCCGGUUCUCGCGGAACUGUUGGCAAGCCUGGCUCGUAAGUACUCUAAAGUCCGACUUGGAAGAAAUAACGAACGAAGUAAAAGCUGAUGUGCUCGGAGUUCAGGUGCCAUUCGUUGGCGUUGACGGCAAUUCUAUUUGCGAUAAACUGUUCACUGAAAGUGGAGAGAAGGCUGAGUGCCCUCUUAAAGCUGGUAACAAGUACAUGUACAAGGAUUCGUUUCCUAUUCUAAGUUUCUAUCCUACAAUCGAAGUGAAUGUCCAUUGGGCGUUAAAAUCUCGGGACGGAGAAAUCAUUUGUUUUGAAGUGCCAGCGAAAAUUGUUAAAUAA